AUGUCCCGUUCCAAAGUAGACUCGGUAGCCUUGGUGGCGGAGGGUUUACUCCACGCCUCGCCGGACGUCGUGCACGACGCCUUGCGGUGCGACGAAGCCGCGCGCGUCGUCGCUCGUUGGCUCGACACCCUUGCUACGUGCGGCUCGAAUCGUAUUCGUUUGCCCAACAAAGACCUCCGUCGUACUACCGCCAAACGACGCAAACGGAAUCCCGUGGGAGAAUUCCUUCCCAUCACCACCGAAGCAGCAACCACAGUCCAAAGCACAGCAAUCACAGCUACAGCCACGUUGUCCCCGCAACGAUCGCACUGGUUGUGGCAGAUCCUCGACGGGGACUCGGUAGCGUCGCGUCAAUCCGUAGUCCGGGCCUUGUUGUCUCACGCGUGUACCUGUCCACGGUGUGCCGCAGCGCGCGUUGACCUGGCGAAGAGCCAUCCGCGUCUCGUCCACACGUUUCGUAGAAACACCCAUCCCGCAUCCCCACAGGACUCCAAUAGCGAAGAAUCCAAACCAACGCGGACACUCCCGUCGCAUAACGCAUCGAUCGCGGAUCCGACGGAACAACACGCCCGACUCGUCCGCUCGCUCCUGCACCGACUGGAAACGCACCUUGGGCCCGGUGCCCGAGUACGCGGGCCGCCCCGGAAUCCUUCCGAACCUCCCGUUUGGCCCGUGGUUUUGGAAUCGAUUGCCCUGCUUCAGCAUGUACUCUUGCUCGAUCAAAAUCACCACGAGCCCAUCGACGACCAGGAAUGGAACUCUUGGUUGCCUCUCUUUUUAGUCUGGCGCACGCCGCGAAAUCCACAAGCCAACGGGGGUUUGGCCUGGCUGACGCAAUUGGCCUGGCACGUGGCCAUGAUCGGGAUGGAUCGCCUUCCGGGACAAUCGCAUCCCUACUCGAACCUGGUCGAACGAACCUGGAACGCCAACGUCCUCGCGGCCUUGCUCCGAUGGAUCUCCCGUGUUGUUCUCUGUGCUCCGCACGAGGCACAAGUGCCGCAAAUUCGUGCCGUCGCACGUCGGUACCUUUGGACCCGUUCGUCGAUACCACCGUUGCAUUCAUCAUCACCACCAACAACAACGACCACACCAUCGCCGACGACUUUGCAAGUAGCGCCUGACGAGGACACCUUGUCGCCCCUUGCCACCCUCGUAGGACUCUACCACGCAUUGGCCUCUACCAGUCCUCCGGAACGGGUCAACUCCCGCAGCUUGGCUACGGUUUUGCCCCUUUUGCACGCCAUGAUUCAACCGCGCACGAACGUGUACGUGCCCCGCAUGACAGCGACGAAGACGGCAGAAACAACCGACGAGACGCCAGUCGGUGCUGCUGCUGGAGAUGUACCAAUCCCACCCGGAUCCAGUCCGGCCGUCCGUGAACUCUCGGCUGAAUCGGUUAUAAUGUCCGGUGUAGAGGAUGAUGAGGAUGAAGACGACGACGAAGAAGAAGAAGAAGACGAGGAUGGUGACUACGAAUGUUCGCCCGUCAAGAGUUACGUGUCAGACUUGGAACAAGCACUUCCUUCUAGUGAUUUUGACGAUGACCACAUGGAUAUGGUGGACGAACAGGAAGAGGAACAGGUUGAGCACGACGAAAUUGGUGGCAAUGAUAAUGAUGACAACGACGAAGACGAUACAAUUGCAGAAGAAGACGCCGACGACGAUGACGAGGAAGAGGACGACCCGGUCGCCGAAAGACUCCUAAAUCGUUUGCGCUUUCAGCAACUCCACCCGCAUAGUUCGGACGAGGACGACGGUGAUGACGAAGGAGACGGAGACGAAGAAGAUACACAAGCGCUAGCGUCCCUCGACCCUCCUCUAGAAGAACGCCGCAAGCUUUAUCUUAUCGCCGCCAGGAACGUGUUGGAAAUGCAGUAUCCGCAUCACCCCCACACUGUCGUGGGAGCGCACUCACGGCAAAAAUAUUUGAAUGUCGCCGGAGAAGCCUCCUUACUACAGUCCGUCAACGUCAUUGUGCAGCCUCCCAAAAAGCCGAUCCAGACUAAAGUCAUUCUACGUCGUGCCCCGACCCAAGAAGAAUUCUUUCGGGGCUCCUUGUCCACUAAUCCCGUCGCGCUGUCUCAGCUACCGUCGGCCGACCCUAUCGUAGCCGAUUUGCGUCAACACGUGGCGGACGAUUUGCAAAUGUCGGAUUCCGCCGAACUGAUUGAAAUUCUGGUGGGAGGUAAAAUCCUUGAUAAUCAACUGCGGUUACGGGUGGUCCACGCCACUUUGUGGCGGGAUCACUUGCUGGAGCACGGAAGUGGCGCCGCCAUGUCGUCGCAACCGUCCUUCUUUUCGAGUGCUGGCGGACUGUCGGUCAUCUUCAAUUCCGUGGCCCGAUCGGGUCGAUCUGUCACCGCGGAUACGCCCGUGUCUCAGCUGCCCCCAAUGGUGGCGACCUAUAGACUGGCUGGAGUAGACGGCGAAGCGACGGAAGAUACUAUUAGAGAGCUGGUGGACCCGGACGCGCCGGUGGCUGCCGCGAGUCCGGCCCAAGUCGAGGAGGCCUUGGAACAACAAUUUGGGCUGACGCGACUGAUUACCGAAGGACGCGGUCUUUUUGUGUUGCUGAGAUCCAUCCAACACAACUUGAUGGACACGUUGCGGAGGAUUCGUCGGGAUGAUUGGGAAGUCAAGAAUUGGGCCCGCGAAAAGUUUCAAGCAGAUCCGCCAUAUCCAGGCUUGAUCCUGUUGGGAUAUUGUGCCAAGCUGGCGAGCAAUCGCAAAAAAAUGUUGCAAGCGCGAGCUCCAACGGUCCUACUGACCUUAUUGCUAGAAGUGCUGAAAGCACUCGAAGAACCCAACGCAGCAGCAGAUUCGAGCACCGUAUCCAACGCAACCGCCGACAAGCUCCAAGAGCUGAUUGAGAUCUUGACUUCUGAUAUUUCGACUUCUGUAUCGCGUCGUGAGUCGGGCGUUUCGGAAGAUGAAGGCUAUGCCUCGGAUUCUGGUCAGGAUGCGUCUAGUAUGCCGCUCCUACUGCAAUCUAUUGAAACCAUCUGUUUGAGCGCACCGCUGCGAAAUGUGAUUGCGAAAUUGCUGCCCUUUCUGACUUAUGGUCAAGCCAAUUUGUCGCGGGAAUUGGCCCAACACUUUAACCGUCAGAUUGACUUGAGCAGAUUGGCGGAGCUUGAAGCAGAAGACUCGCCUUCUUCUUCAAAAAGUGCGAUAUUGGCCAGAACUUUUGUUCAAACAGCAAUAAGUCUACCACCGAACGAAGUAUGUAACUCUCUCCGGUCCGAAUUGAUUCGCUGUGGAUUCGUAGACCGCUUGUCGUCUUUUAUCGUUGAAGGCAUGCCAAAUCAGCCGCCAACUUGGUCAACUGCAUUGUGGCCCAAGGGAGAAGGUAUGGAAGAUUUGCCCAAGAAGAAGAAACGAUACAAAGGAAAAGGGACUAGUAUCAAAAGGCUUCUGGAGACUAGCUGGAAGGAAUACUUUGCCCGUGGGGGGACUAAAACAGCCUUCGGCAUUCUGUCGGGUUUGUGUCAAAAGCAUGUAGAAACGCAGUCUCGUCUGUCCAGGUCACCCGAGUUUUUGCGGUCGUGUCACUGGCUGGAAGCGACGUCGAGCAAUGUAUCCGCGGGCGUGGAUACACGAGGAUUGGGGUUAUCUGCGGAAACACUUCUGGAUGAAAUUAUGGAGGAUAACAUGAAGGUGUCCCGGUUGGUAAAUGGUGUUCGCCAAAAGACACGAAUGCGUAAAAAGGAACUGGCAGAGGAACGCCGAGCGAAGGCACUUGGGAAGAUUUCGGUUGGUGGCAUGGUCAUGGGCAAGACGACCUCCAUGGCUGCCACCGUGAACCCGGACCUACAGACCGGUGUUCGAGCCACGGCGGCUUCUUUCUUUUCUCCCGUCUUUGGAUUGUUUCGCGAUUCGUCCGUGGCUGCCCAGCCUAGACCUGCCGAAGAUGGUAUGGCCACGGCUGCGAGAGCUCCGAUAGGAAAGGAUAAGAAAAGUUCCGAGAAACCUGCAUGGAUGGACGAGAUGGAGAACAUGGAGGACGAGUCUGGCUUGAAAUGUGCUGUUUGUCAAGAAGGUCGCACGUUGCAACCUUCCGAGCUCUUGGGAUUGUAUGCAUUUGUAAAAAAGGUAUCGAUACCUCUUGACCAUUGUGGUUCCCGAGCAAGCAUCGAUGGUACUAUGCUGCUAAAAGCACUCCCAAAAGAAUUGCCCAAGUCACUGGUUGGAUCUCACACUGGCAAUUGCUGGUUCCUGGCAGGUAGAUCUGCCGGUGACGACCUAAAUAGCACUUCCUCUCCUUCGUACUGCGUAGGGGCGAGUGGCGACAGCCGACGCUCUUUGUUCACAACUACCGUUUCCGCCGGGAACGCGAUUCACUUCUCAUGCCAUCGACGAGCCCGGCAAGCGGACCAGAGCCAUUCGAAAGCUCCCAAAGCGGAAUGGGAAGGGGCCAAUCUUCGUAAUAAUCGAGUCAAAUGCAACAUAAUUUUACCUUUGGUUUCGAGUAGUGGCUGUUCAAAAGUCCCGCUGGUGGCGGUUGACUCAGCCUUGUCGGAACACCAAGCGUCAAUUUCCAGCCUACUGGGCGCAACACCCACAGCUAUGAUGUGGACAGUUCUACACGAUGUUCGCUUACUGUUGCUACGUCUUGCAUACGGUGAAUCCCUCAGCGUAGACUGCGGUGGGGGGUCACUCGCUUCCAAUGUACAAUUGCUCUACUACCAACUCUCUCAGGCUGACAUGUAUGAGAAAAACGCUCAGGUUGAUCAGCCGGAAGUUUCACAGCAUGCUAGAUGUCUAUCGGCAGGGUUUUUGGCGGCCUGCGAAAUUGUGAAGGCUAAAGACUUUUCCGGUCUAAACCGCUCAAAUCUUCAACGUGGCGUUGCCGAUGCCGCAGCGAUGGCAGGAUUGACAUCCAUUCUUUUCCACAAUAACCACGAAGACGGUCACGAAGAUACCGCAAGUCAUCGACCGCCACACCCUAAACGACAGUGGCAAAUAGGGAAACCAUUGUUCCUGCAAGGUCUCCUGUUGUGCGCUGGUCGUCGCCAUGCGAUCCAGGUUGAAGGCUCUGGAUGUCAGACUAGCAUACGACGUGUCCGCUCGUCAUCAUUCUGUGAUUGGGAUGUGCAGAAUGAUACCCCCGAAAAGGACACCACUGUGGUGCCAGCACGUCGAGGACGGCGUCAUACUGCGGCGAAGAAGGCGUCCCUGUGGGACUUUGCCUGUCCUCUAAGACCAAUGCUGACUUUGUUCGGGAUUUUGGAUGGGCUUUCGGCGGAAUUUUCACUGCACAUGGAAGACGUAGAUGUCCAGCAAAGCGCGCAACGAUUGGUGAGUAAAAUUGAGCUUUGUCAAAAAUGCACUAAUAUUGACGAGCUGCUGCAAGUAACCGGAGUGGAACAAUCCGAGGAGGAAAUAAUGGACUUUUUCCAACAGGGCAUCCUGGCGGCAUAGGCACACACUCGAUAAUUAGUCUGUUUUUUCCUAAUCUUUUUUUGG
This is a messenger RNA of Phaeodactylum tricornutum CCAP 1055/1, 5466 nucleotides long. RefSeq lists its product with no specific name. NCBI's taxonomy places the organism in Eukaryota, Bacillariophyta, Bacillariophyceae, Surirellales, Neidiaceae. The coding region runs from base 1 to 5421 and encodes 1806 amino acids. The record is from RefSeq and is a predicted model, not a curated record. The transcript has a single exon.